AAGAGGGGUGUGCUUGGGCGAGCCAUAUAUAACGAUCUCUGCCCACGUGCUGGGAGGGAGACUGACACCACACCACUGAAUCUGACAUCUUGGGGAAUCCACGUAACAGGUCCAGACGUCAUGGCAACUCCAUCCUAUAUAUAUAAGCGAUUCUGACAGAACUGAGGACAAGUUUUGAUACUUAAGAGAGUCGCAUUCGUCAACGUCAACGACUCUUCAACCCCACCGGACCUUUUUAUACACACCAAUUUGAAAAUAACAUAGACAAAGAUUUUUUUAUUAAUUUUUCAAUUUGGUGUAUUUAAAGUCUUUUGGUGAGGAUCUGGUGCUUUCCUAACACUAUGGUUAGUUUGGACUCGAUAACUCUUUUGGGGCUUCUCAUUGUUGCUGUUUUCGGAGUUGAAGCUUUUACAGAAAAUUCUCUUUGGAGCCAAUCGGAAGAUGUGCCAGACACAUAUAGACACAUGUAUGACUCCGAAGACAGUAUUCCAAAAUACAGAGACAAUUCACGUGUAACACAACUGGUGGAAUCACCUGAAGAGGCCUUCCGAAUGAUAGAAGCAAUGAAGCCACGGACACGACGAAGGAUGUCACCAUUUUCUGCAAUGCGGGGGAAAAAGAGCACAAAUGGAGAACUUCAGGAAGAACUUCAGGAAAGGCAUAACACGAAUAAAGGCAUUCGGGGAAAGAGGACGAUACACGAUGAAAGUGACAAUGGUUUUUAUGACCUUCAAAAGAGAGCAGCUUAUUUCAAGGCGAUGAUGUCAUCGCAGCGUGGGAAAAGAAUGGUGCCUCCUCAUCCUAGCCCUGUCUCGGAAUUCGAAUACCAGCUACUGCUGCAGAAGGUGCUAGAGGCUGCGAUGGCUUUGUCAGGAAACAGAGAUGAUGGUGAACAGAAUUCGAUGGACAAGAGGAACUACGGCUUCCAUGCUCUUCGUGGACGUUAGACACAGUCUCAGAAAUGUUCAUAAUUGGAGAGCUCACGUAUCCUGUUUCAUCCCACAUGAUUAACAACAUUCGAUUGAUAAACAUUCCUUAAAAAUUCCCCGUCUUAUAUUUAUAUUAUCACCCGCUGAACCUAACGAGGACAAAUGAUGGGUAUCCAUGUCUAGAACAUUAUCAGUAUAGUUACAAUGGUAUUAUGGACAUAGCUGACGUCAAGCUCUUGCACCGCAGCAAGCAUGUAAUGCAGCCUACAGUAUUCCUUAAACCAUUGGAAAUAACAUGCCAUAUUCGGAUCAUGUUUUUAACAGAAGAGCAUGGCUUCAAAGUGAACUUUCUAUCAUGUCAAUCGGUAAAAACUUCAUCAUAUUUCUUUUGUUUGAAAUAGAGAAUCAGACAUAUUAAAUAUACUUUUCCAUUAAA
Molecule: messenger RNA, 1365 nt
Organism: Pecten maximus
Lineage: Eukaryota; Metazoa; Mollusca; Bivalvia; Pectinida; Pectinidae
Exons: 3
Coding region: 342-947 (201 amino acids)
Source: RefSeq, a predicted model, not a curated record